GCGUAGAAAAAGUUUUCAUCAACAGCCGCCAUUUUGCGCUGGACAGACUGAGAAGAAUUUCGGAAUUUGUCGUGUAAAUUUUCUGUUUUUUCUUACAUCAUUUUAUCAUAAACUGUACCAUUCCGUGUAUUUUAAAGUGUUAAGUGAAAUUGUGUUGUUCGAUCAAAUAAAUAAGGCCCAUAAAGUAGAGAAAAUCUGGUGAUAUUGUUUUCAUUUAUUGUGUAGUUCGACGGAAGAUGGUGAGAGGGUCUGUGUAGCUCUUCGAUUCGGAGCUUUGUAAUGGCGAAUACUUGAGUGAGAAAUUUUAAUAUGUGCCUUCAAUGGUGCGAAGGACAUCGGACGAUUGUGAUGUGGGUGAAUUACGUUAUAAUGGAUGACAAAUCGCUCUAAAAUGUUAUUUCUUGAAGAUAUAAGACAUAAAAGUGUUAUUUGAAUCGGCGGGCCGAAAUAUUCACGACGGCUUACGUUUAGUAAACAGAGCCAUGGCCGAUCAUCAUGUGGAUGAACCGCCUAACAAGCGGGCAAAAAUGAUCAGGGACCCUUUUCAGGGUCCCUCGGACUCCGCGGCAGAUGGGUUUUCAAACCUUGACAUGUUUGACCUGGAGAAUCGCCUUCCUGAUGAACUUAUGGGCUCUUGGGUCGAACAGCCUGGAGUCACGGGUCCUAAGCCCCCAGCUCAGGGGCCAGGACCUGGGGGGCAAUUGGCCCCACAACAACUUAACGGGGAUGACCCGACAGCUGCUAUGCAGAGACAAAUGAACAAUCACCUUAUACAACAAGUCUUUUCACAGGGCAACAAAAGUGGCUUAGUAGGCCACACAAAUUCUUUAGGAUUGAGUAGUUUAGGAAGUAAGAGUCCAAAUUUACAAUCACCUCCAAACGUAUCUGUAUCAAAGGACCUGAUGGGUGGAAUGCACUCACAACUAAUGCCAAAUACAAGUCAUCCAAAUCAAUUACAUUCAACAAUCCCGAUGAGCUCCAUUCCAGGAAUGAAUGUUGCAAAUGUUGGAGGAAAUAUGAUAGUGACAAAUAGCAAUAUGACUGGCGCCGGCAUGCUCGGCAGCGGAAUCAUAAAUAAUGUCAAUAAGCAAUUGCCAACUCUUAUGGCUGGAAAUCAUCACGCGACACCACCACAUCAUCCGCAUGCACAGCAGAUGCAAAAUGGGCCUCUCGGGGGUCGAGUCGGUGGCGUAGGGGGAGUCGGGGGCGUGGGCAUGCAGGCACCGAAUAUGCGCACUAGCCUACAACAUCAUCCGCGUAUGCAGGCCCCGGGUGGGGGUGCGCUGCUAACGCCUUACCAUCCCACGUACGGACAGUCGGCGACGGGGAGUAACGCAGGCGCACCGGUUCCGCGACCGCCAGGCGUUCGAUUCGGGCCCCCCGGCGAAAGCGGCGGCGGUGCGGCACAGGCCGUGCCUCCGGCGCCGUCACCGCAGACGCCAGGCGCGCCGGCCGGCGGCCAAUCGCAGCCGCAAGCCGCCACGCAAGCCGCUGCCCCGCCCUCAGCACCACCCGCGCCCUCUGGCUCCAUCGCCGAUCCAGAGAAGCGCAAGCUCAUCCAACAACAGCUCGUUCUCCUGCUGCAUGCGCAUAAAUGUCAGCGGCGCGAGUUGCAAUCCAACGGAGAGACGUGGCAGUGCUCAUUGCCGCACUGCAAGACUAUGAAAGGAGUUCUGACACAUAUGAUGUCGUGUCAAGCCGGUAAAAAUUGUGCAGUACCCCAUUGUUCCUCAUCGAGACAAAUAAUCAAUCAUUGGAAGCAUUGUAACAAAAAUGACUGCCCUGUUUGUUUACCACUAAAACAAGCUGACAGGACUAGAACCAAUAACAUGAACUCGGCACCAGUGAGCCACACGACGACGGGCGUCGGCGGAGGGACCGUUUCUGGCGUGAAUGUAGGGGGCGUCGCGGGCGUCGGCAACGUAGGAGUAGGCACCGUGGGCACGGUAGGCGGGGUGGGAGGCGUGGGCAACGCGGGCGGUGGCAUGAGCGGCGUGGGCGUGAACUCGCUGCCGACGGUGGCGGCGGCGAGUGCGGCGCCGACCGCGAGCAGCACGCAGGGCGUGGACAUGAAGCGAGCGUACGAGGCGCUGGGCAUCGCGUGCCCCACAUCCGUGUCCAACAUGGUGGGCGGCGGUUUCCCGCGCGCCGCGCUCGCGCGCAUGCCCGUGCCGCGUCCGCCCGGCCUUGCCGAUGUCGUGCAGCAGCCACAGCAGAUGUCGCAGUUGUUCGCCGCGCACCAGAACCAGCAGGACCUACAGCAACAGCAGCAGCAGCAGCAGUUGAUGAGCGCUGGCACACUACAAUUACCCGGUGGACCUGUGACCGCUAACCCUGCCGCUGGUACGAAAGAGUGGCAUCAGUCUAUAACAUCCGAUCUCAGAAACCAUCUUGUUCAUAAACUGGUGCAAGCUAUUUUUCCAACCCCAGAUCCUCAUGCGAUGCUCGACAAGAGAAUGCACAAUUUAGUGGCUUACGCGAGAAAGGUCGAAGGCGACAUGUACGAAAUGGCAAGCACGAGAUCAGAGUAUUACCAUCUACUUGCCGAGAAAAUUUAUAAAAUACAAAAGGAGCUUGAAGAAAAGAGACAAAAAAGAAAGGAACAGCAACAACUGCAAGCUCAACAGCAACAACAACAACAGCAGCAACAACAGCAACAAAAUCAGUUACAACAGCAGCAGCAACAGCAGCAGCAGCCAGUGAAUGUUAUGUCGGGUGGGGGGGUUAUGAGCGGCGGACGGCCUCCAGCGCCCAACACCGUGGUGGGAAUCUCGCGGCCAACGAUGCCGACACAGCCAACGCUACCAGGCAUGCGCAUCCCGUCGCCCGGAAUGACCCACGGCAUGCCCACAAAUCGUAUGGCCUUUCAGAGCAACCUCGUCGGACCUCCCGGCCCAAGCCCCAAUCAGAUGCCGCAAACGCCGAACGGCGGUACGGUGGGCGUGGGGAGCGUGGGGCCGGGCAUGUCGCCAUUCGGGCAGCCGAUGACGUCGCCCGCGCCGCAGUACCCGCCGCUGGCCAGCAACGGGCCCGCGCCGCUGGCCUCGCCCGGCCACCCGGGCGACAAGCCGCGCCUGGCUUCAGGCCCCGCCGCGAGCCCCUUCGUCAACCACUCGGGGCCGUUCUCGCGCGAGGCGGCCGCGUCGCCGGGCACGGGCGCGGCGGCGGCGCCCGGCACGCCCGCCACGCCGCUGGCGCUGCCCAGCCCCGCGCCCGACCCGCGCCCGGCGGCGCGCGCGCCGCCCGCGCAGCCGCCCGCGCCGCCCGCGCCCGCCGCGCCCGCCGCGCCCGCCGCGCCCGCCGCGCCGCCCGCCGCGCCAGCCAACGCCGCGCCCGCCGCGCCCGCGCCGCCGCCUGCGCCGCCCAUUGACGACUCGGAUCUAUCGCAGGAGCAGGUUCGCAUAAAACAGGAACCAGAGGAAACCCGAAUCAAAGAGGAGCCAGAAGAUGACUGCGGGGGUAAAGGUAUGCGAGACGAGACCCCGAGUGAGCGCGAUUCUUCAGAGCGCACCGAUUUUGUAGUAAAGCAGGAAAUAAAAUCAGAAAUCAAGCAGGAAGUAAAAGAUGAAUCGAACGAAGGCACGACUGAGGGGGCGAGCACGAGGCGCGUGUUCGUCUUCAAGCCAGAGGAGUUACGCCUUGCGCUGAUGCCAACCCUGGAAAAGCUGUUCCGCCAGGAGCCCGAGUCGCUACCUUUCCGCCAGCCAGUAGAUGCACAAGCUCUGGGUAUCCCCGACUACUUCGACAUAGUCAAAAAUCCUAUAGACUUAUCUACAAUUAAGAUGAAACUUGAUCGCGGCGAGUACAAAGAUCCGUGGGAAUAUGUAGACGACGUGUGGCUUAUGUUCGAAAAUGCGUGGCUCUACAAUCGCAAGAAUUCCCGCGUGUAUAGAUACUGUAAUAAAUUGUCGGAGGUGUUCGAGCAAGAAAUAGAUCCAGUGAUGCAAAGUCUCGGAUACUGCUGUGGAAGAAAAUAUACAUUCAACCCCCAAGUACUGUGUUGCUAUGGCAAGCAACUGUGCACGAUACCUCGCGACGCCAAGUACUUCAGUUACCAGAACAGUCUAAAAGCGUAUGGGGUUGUCUCCGAUAGAUACACCUUCUGCCAGAAAUGCUUCAAUGACAUCCAGGGCGACACCGUAACGCUGGGCGACGAUCCGCAGCAGCCGCAGACUGCAAUCAAGAAGGAUCAAUUCAAAGAGAUGAAGAAUGAUCACCUUGAACAAGAACCGUUUGUUGUAUGUAUGGAUUGUGGUAGGAAACAGCACCAGAUAUGCGUGCUGCAUCAUGACCAAAUAUGGCCCCAGGGCUUCUGCUGUGAUAAUUGUUUAAAGAUGAAGGGAGCUAAACGGAAAGAGAACAAGUUUUGCGCUAAGAAGCUGCCUACCUCGAAACUUGGCAUUUAUAUUGAAACGAGAGUUAAUAAUUAUCUUAAGAAAAAAGAGGCUGGUGCUGGCGAAGUGCAUAUCAGAGUUGUGGCAUCUUCAGAUAAGAUGGUGGAAGUUAAACCUGGGAUGCGAACGAGAUUUGUAGAAUCGGGAGAGUUGUGCGCCGAAUUCCCGUAUCGGGCUAAAGCGUUAUUUGCAUUUGAAGAAGUUGACGGAACUGAUGUAUGUUUCUUCGGUAUGCAUGUACAGGAAUAUGGAAGCGAAAGUCCGUCGCCGAAUAAGAGGCGCGUGUAUAUAGCAUAUCUUGAUUCUGUUCAUUUCUUCCAACCCAAACAGUAUAGGACUGGUGUUUAUCACGAAAUUUUAUUAGGUUAUUUGGACUACGCUAAGCAAUUGGGUUAUACAAUGGCCCACAUAUGGGCUUGCCCGCCCUCAGAGGGUGAUGACUACAUUUUCCACUGCCAUCCGCCUGAACAAAAGAUACCCAAACCAAAACGGUUGCAGGAGUGGUACAAGAAAAUGUUAGAUAAAGGUAUAAUAGAAAGGAUAAUAUUAGAUUACAAAGACAUACUUAAACAAGCAAUGGAGGACAAUAUCUCUUCUGCGGCGGAAUUACCUUAUUUCGAGGGUGACUUCUGGCCCAACGUGUUAGAGGAAUCUAUCAAGGAGUUGGACCAGGAGGAGGAGGAGAAGAGAAAGCAAGCUGAAGCCGCCGAAGCAGUGAUAUUCCAGUCGUCAGAAGAAAAUGAACAAGGUCCGGAUGGUAAAAAGAAGGGACAAAAGAAGGCAAAAAAGUCGAACAAAUCAAAGGCCGCUCAGAGGAAGAACAGCAAGAAACAGAGCGACCAGCAACAGGGUAGUGAUCUCAGUGCAAAGAUAUUUGCAACCAUGGAAAAACACAAGGAAGUGUUCUUCGUUAUAAGGCUACAUUCCGCACAGUCCGCAGCCAGUUUAGCGCCUAUCCAAGACCCCGACCCACUAGUGAACUGCGAUCUGAUGGACGGUCGCGACGCGUUCCUAACGAUGGCGCGCGACAGGCACUACGAGUUCUCGUCGACGCGGCGCGCUAGGUUCUCGACGCUGUGCAUGCUGUACGAGCUGCACAACCAGGGCCAGGACAAAUUCGUUUACACGUGCAACAGCUGCAAGUCACACGUGGAAACCAGAUACCACUGCACGGUGUGCGACGACUUUGAUCUGUGCGUGCUGUGCUACGAGAAGGAGGGCCAUCCGCACAAGAUGGACCGGCUGGGGUUCGAUAUCGACGUGGGCUCGUCACCAGGCGACAUGAAGCAGGCCAACCCUCAGGAGGCCAGGAAGUUGUCGAUCCAGCGUUGCAUCCAGUCGCUGGUGCACGCUUGCCAGUGCCGAGACGCCAACUGCCGUCUACCGUCGUGCCAGAAGAUGAAGCGCGUCGUGCAACACACGAAGAUAUGCAAACGGAAGACCAAGGGCGACUGUCCGAUAUGCAAGCAACUCAUCGCUCUCUGCUGUUACCAUGCGAAACAUUGCCAGGAAACAAAGUGCUCAGUGCCCUUCUGCAGCAGUAUAAAGCAAAAGCUGAAGCAGCAGCAGGUGCAGCAGCGCGUGCAGCAGGCUAAGCUGCUGCGGCGGCGCAUGGCGGCCAUGAACACGCGUGCAAGCGGCGCGGGCGGCUCGAGCCCGCCGCCGCCGGCGCUGGCGUCGCCGCCGCCGUCCAAGCCUGCCGCGCACGCCGCGCACGCCGCGCACGCGCAUCCCGCGCACGCCGCGCACGCCGCGCACGCCGCGCAUGCCGCGCACGCGGCGCACGCGCUCCCGCACAACGUGCAGAAGGCGCUGCAGCAGGUACAAGAAGAAGCGGCCCGGCAACAGGCGCCGUCGUUCGGCAAGCACUGCAGCUUGAUGGGACCGCCCGGCGGACCCGGCGGGCCGGGCGGGCCGGGCCCGGGCGGCGUGGGCGUGGGCCCGGGCGGCGUCGGUCCCGGCGGCGUGGGGCCGGGCGGCGGCGUGGCGGCCGGCGUGGGCAUGGGCGGCGUGGGCGCGCGCGGCGGCGACUGGCCGGCCCGCUACCGCGCGCCGCCGCCGCUGCACCACCCCGCGCACGCGCGCCUGCCGCCGCACCACCCGGCGCACGCGCAGCACCCCGCGCAGCCGCACGCGCCCGCGCAGCUCCAGCAACGACCGCCUGCACCCCAGCAGCAACAGAACCAACCUCAAAUGCAUCAACAAGCGCUACAGAAACUAAUGGCGACGUUACGGUCGCCGACCAGCCACAACCAGCAACAAGAGAUACUACAGAUCCUCAAGUCGAAUCCGCCUUUAAUGGCAGCCUUCAUCAAACAGAGACAGAACGCCCAGAACCAACAAACGUCUACGGGUGGCGUGGGCGGUGUGGGCGGCGUAGGAGGAGUGGGUGGCGUAGGUGUAGGCGGCGCGUGCGGCGUCGGGCUCGGCGGCGGCGUGCCGCAGCAGCAACAGCAGCUGCACAACAUGAUGCAACCGCAGCAGCAGCAGCGGCUGCAGCAGAUGCACCAGAUGCUGCCCCAGCAGACACAGGUGGGAAACGUGUCCAAUGUGGGCAUGGGCGGCGUGGGAUCAGUGGGAGGCGUGGGCGGUGCUGGUGGCGUCGGGGGCGUGGGUAGCAUGCCACAAGCGGGCGCCGGCGGAUGGUUCAACAAGCAGGCGGGCGGCGGCGCGGGCGCUGUGGGCGGCAUGAUGGGCAUGCGGGCGCCGUACGCGGGCGGCAGCGCGGCGGCGGCGCGGCUGGGCGCCCGCUACGGGUUCCCGGGCGGCGGCGUGGGCGCGGUGGGCGGCGUGGGCGGCGUGGGCGGCGUGCUGCAGCGGUCACCGCCCGCCACGCCGUCCUCGCGGCCGCCCACGCCCUCGGAGCUGCUGCUUCUGCGGCAGUCGCCCGCGCCGCCCGCCCCUCACCCGCCGCCCGACGACCAGCUACCGCCGAUGACGCCGCAGGACCAGCUCACCAAGUUCGUCGAGCAGUUGUAGUGUACAUAGCCGAGGCGCGGCGCGUCGCCUUGUAAUAUAUAAGCUACCGGUGACGUCGCGCGAGUUCCCCAUCCCGCCCCUCACCCUCCUCUCCCUUCGCAUCCCUCGCUCGUGCCCCUCCCAGCCCUAUUUAUUGUCGAUAAAGUUAUCGUUAGUGACGCGAGGGACGUAAGUUAAGUAUUACGAUGACCGAAUCGAGCGCUCAAUGUACAAAAUGUAAAUAUGAGAGAAGUACGUCCUGUCAGCUUCUGCGUAAUAUAAGUUGUUCGUACUGUAGGUACAUUAUGAUACUUAUUCUGUUUAUUGUAAUUAAAUCAUUUUAUAAUAUAAUUAUGUGAUUAUAAA
Galleria mellonella (greater wax moth) is the source of this 7718-nucleotide messenger RNA. It is a transcript of the gene nej, whose product is annotated as histone lysine acetyltransferase CREBBP. The coding region runs from base 483 to 7373 and encodes 2296 amino acids. The transcript is spliced from 22 exons. The record is from RefSeq and is a predicted model, not a curated record. Gene Ontology annotation, biological process: positive regulation of transcription by RNA polymerase II. Gene Ontology annotation, cellular component: histone acetyltransferase complex; nucleus; transcription regulator complex. Gene Ontology annotation, molecular function: chromatin DNA binding; histone acetyltransferase activity; transcription coactivator activity. NCBI's taxonomy places the organism in Eukaryota, Metazoa, Arthropoda, Insecta, Lepidoptera, Pyralidae.